AUGGCAGAGAAGAACAUCACCUGGGUGAGCGAAUUCCUCCUUAUUGCAUUCACUGACAGGCCUGCGUGGGCCCUUCCUCUCUUCUUCCUGUUUCUGCUCAUCUAUCUCCUGACCUUGUUGGGGAACCUGGGCAUGAUGAGCCUGAUCCGUGCAGAUGGCCGGCUGCACACCCCAAUGUACUUUUUCCUUGGCCACCUCGCGUUCAUGGACGUGUGCUACUCAUCGGCCAUUGUGCCACAGAUGCUGGCCGUGUUGCUGGAACACGGGGCCACACUGUCCUACUCCCGCUGCGCCAUGCAGUUCUUCCUCUUCACCUUCUUCGGCUCCAUCGACUGCUACCUUCUGGCCAUCAUGGCCUAUGACCGCUACGUGGCCGUGUGCCGGCCCCUGCUCUAUGUCACCAUCAUGACUGAGAAGGCCCUCUGGGGCUUAGUGGCUGGGGCUUAUGGCGCUGGUCUCUCCAGCGCCUUUGUUCGCACAGUCACCACCUUCACCCUCUCCUUCUGUGGGAACAACGAGAUUGACUUUAUCUUCUGUGACCUUCCUCCUCUGCUAAAGCUGACCUGUGGGGACAGCUACACCCAGGAGGUGGUCAUCAUUGUGUUUGCCAUCUUCGUCAUCCCUGCCUGCAUGGUGGCGAUCUUGGUGUCCUACCUGUUUAUCAUCGUGGCCAUCGUGAGGAUCCCCUCAGCGGGAGGCCGGGCCAAGACCUUCUCCACCUGCGCCUCCCACCUCAUGGUUGUGUCCCUCUUCUUCGGCACCCUCAUCUUCAUGUACCUCAGAGAUAACUCUGGUCACUCUCCACAGGAAGAUCGGGUGGUGUCUGUGUUCUACACAACAGUGAUCCCCAUGUUGAACCCCCUCAUCUACAGCCUGAGGAACAAGGAGGUGAAGGAGGCAUUGAGGAAAGUUCUUGAAAGAGCCUAG
Mustela lutreola (European mink) is the source of this 927-nucleotide messenger RNA. Its product is annotated as olfactory receptor 9Q1-like. Lineage: Eukaryota; Metazoa; Chordata; Mammalia; Carnivora; Mustelidae. Gene Ontology annotation, molecular function: G protein-coupled receptor activity; odorant binding; olfactory receptor activity. Gene Ontology annotation, cellular component: membrane. The record is from RefSeq and is a predicted model, not a curated record. Bases 1 to 927 code for a protein of 308 amino acids. Gene Ontology annotation, biological process: sensory perception of smell; G protein-coupled receptor signaling pathway. The transcript has a single exon.